This is a messenger RNA of Zychaea mexicana, 288 nucleotides long. RefSeq lists its product as uncharacterized. The record is from RefSeq and is a predicted model, not a curated record. The transcript has 2 exons. The coding region runs from base 1 to 288 and encodes 95 amino acids. NCBI's taxonomy places the organism in Eukaryota, Fungi, Mucoromycota, Mucoromycetes, Mucorales, Lichtheimiaceae.
AUGCUGAAACCCAAUCCCACAGCCAUCAACAACGUCAUUGCUCCUGGCUUUGUCAUCAACGACCAGAUUGAAGCUUUUUAUAAGCAAUUGGUACCUUUGCUGGUAUUGACAUGGCAAACGAAAGCGGCUGUAAAAAAGACCUUGAAGGCCCUCAAGGAUGAUCAAACUGUUUUCAUCCCUACCCCUCAUAUACCAACACUACCUUCCGUUAUACCACCUUGUCCACCAUCACCGCGACCAGUAAGCAAAGGCAAAAAGCGAAAAUCUCCCGAGGAAGAUGAUGACUAA